Molecule: messenger RNA, 852 nt
Organism: Geodia barretti
Lineage: Eukaryota; Metazoa; Porifera; Demospongiae; Tetractinellida; Geodiidae
Source: the annotation of a GenBank genome assembly
ACGUAAUGUUUAAUCUGGGAAGAAAACGUAAAGAUGGCGUUGGCAGCAGCGAGAAGAGCGAACGUUCGUCUGCCGCCCGAUGUGAACAGGAUACUCUACGUCAGAAAUCUUCCAUUUGAGAUAUCAACUGAGGAAAUGUACGAUAUAUUUGGCAAAUUUGGAGCCAUCAGACAAAUCAGACUGGGAAGUGCAGCUAACACUAAAGGGACGGCUUUCGUCGUGUAUGAAGAUAUUUUCGACGCCAAGAAUGCUUGUGAGCACUUGUCAGGAUUCAACGUAUGCAACAGAUAUCUCGUGGUGCUCUACUACCAGCCACAUAAGGCAUAUCGGAAGAUGAACAAAGAUCUCAAGAAAGAAGAAAUUGAACUUCUCAAAACCAAAUACGGCAUUGACUUGGAAAAGGACAAGUGAUGAUGUCAUUUUUACAUUUCAUGAUGUAAUUGCUUCACAUUAACUUUUACCUACUGAUUCUGACUCUUUCAGUCGUGUAAAAAUGGGCGGAUGACCAAAUGACAAACAGUUUGUUUCAUUAAACCUUUUAACCCCUUCCGCACUAGUCAGGAGGCAUUGAAAGAGCGGUGUCGGAUUUCAAAUUCAAAUCCUGCUCGAACCCAAUCCUUCGCAGAAUCUCACGAGCAGACGUUGGAAUGACUGGGUAGAGGAGAAUGGAGCUGAGACGAAGAGUUUCCACCACAGCCGAUAGAAUGGUCUGGAGCCAGGGGUAUUGGUCUGGAACCUGGACCAGCAUCUUCCAGGGGGCGUGUCUGUCGAUCAACAGAUUGGCCUGUAGCAGUGGAGGGGGAGUGAAGAGCAAGCAAGAGAGAGAGAACCCCCCUCUCUAAUCCAGACACC